Brassica oleracea var. oleracea is the source of this 2832-nucleotide messenger RNA. RefSeq names its product protein CROWDED NUCLEI 4-like. Gene Ontology annotation, cellular component: nucleus. Gene Ontology annotation, biological process: nucleus organization. Lineage: Eukaryota; Viridiplantae; Streptophyta; Magnoliopsida; Brassicales; Brassicaceae. The transcript has 4 exons. The record is from RefSeq and is a predicted model, not a curated record. The coding region runs from base 1 to 2832 and encodes 943 amino acids. Gene Ontology annotation, molecular function: protein binding.
AUGGUUAUGACGGUGAAUUUAUUCAAGUUAGACUCACUAGAGUCUGACAUAGAUAUGACAACGACUAAGGUUGCGGUUCAACCUCAAGGACCCCUUGCAGAUCUCAAGUUUAUAAAGAAGAAGAAGAAGAAGAAGAAGAAGCACAAGCACAACAGGGUAGCUGGUGGUAAUGAGAUAGUAGACGUUGAAACCUCCAAACAUAACGAAGAAAGUCAAAUCCAUGAGAAAUCACUUCUCAACAGUGAUGUUGAUGUUUUUGAGAGACAAGAAGAAGAGCUAGAGAUUUCUAUAGUGGUGAAGAGACUUGAGCAGCAAAAGACCAGUAAAACAGAAGCCAACUUGAAGAAACAAACAGAAGAAUCUUUGAUAGCUCAGGAUGAAGCGAAUAAGCUUCAGGAGGAAGCAAUGAAACGCUUAGGAGAAGCCAAUGAAACUAUGGGGAACUUUAGGAGAGUGAAGAAACCUCUCACUGAUGUAAGAUUCAAGCCUGAAACAUUGUUAUCUUCAAGAGAGCAGAAAAAAAGAAAGGAACUACUAUUAGAAAGACAAUUAGAGGAACUCGAGGAACAGAGGGAAAGUGUGUCGUCGUCGUAUAUGCAAACCUUGAGAGAUUCUCACACUGAAGUAGAGAGAGUAAAGCUCAGAGUCACGAAGAUUAAGAACCUUGACCCUUCCUUGGAAGUUCAAUUAAGAGCAUUAGAAAAGAAAGAAAAGGUCAUAACAGAGAUGUCUUAUAAUCAUGGAGAGGAGGCAGAGGAUGAAGAGUGGCAGCCUGACCGGACUGAGAGAUACAAGAAAACAGAAAUAUGCCAGACUAACCCCAAGUUGAAGAACAUAUGCUUUCUGGAUCUUGAGUAUGGACUUACAGUUCGGGUCAAAGACACAGCACUCAACAUUACCGCUCAUGAGAAAGAGAAGCAUUUUAGAGCUGCAGAGGAAGAUAUUAACCAUAAGACAACUCUACUGGAGAAUGAGAAGGAUCAACUUAGAAACUUGCACUUAGAUGAUUUGAGGGGUCAAAAGCUUAAACUUCUGGCUGAAUCAGAUGGAUUAUCGGAAGAGAAAGACAAGCACGAGAAUACAGGUUUGGGCAGAUCAUACCGAAACGGUUUGAGAGGUUUCGUGAAGAGAGACGAGACUUGCGGUCUUUCAUCAGAUGGUGUUGACGGUAAAUUGAAAGAAGCUGCGUUACUUUACAACAUCGACGAUGAAAAAGAGUUACGAAAAGAAGCAGAGUCCAUUAAUUAUCAAACAGAGACUUUGUCAAUAUGUUUCAGAGAGGAGCGUGAUAACAUCCCGGAUGAAAUGGAUGCAUUGAGGAAUCAGCAAAAACGGAAGCUUGACAACGACAGCACCGAGGAUCUCCGUGAGGUCAGUGCCGAGUCAUUGAGUCGUUUCGAGACGACUCGGUUGCAGAUCUUCGUGAAGAUGAUGUCUGGAGGGAAAACGAUAGUGAUCUACACCAACAAGAACGACUCAGUGGAGCAACUCCACCAUAGAAUCGAGCUAAAGACCAAGAUUCCGGUGAAGGAGACAUGUGUUAUCUACAUAGGUGAACAAGACUCCUCACUUCACCUCCUUGGCCGUAGCGAUACCAUGUACGCAGUCUCUCGAAUGCUCAGAGGCGAUUGGUUUGUCGCCAUUAACAACAGCAAAGAGAUCCUUGUUACGCUUUUCCCUAAGAAACGUAAGAAAGCCACAUGUGAAUAUCUCAAGAUUUUGUUGAACUCUUCAGUUCCAGCUGCUCUGGUGAUGCUCUUUGCUUGUCCUUUGGAGAUCAACAAAUCAUGUGCAAAGAGUUUGAUUAAUCUAUGUUUUGAUAGUUGCAAAGACUUGUCUGAUAAUCAGCAGAGGUGUUAUUCACUUGUCGUGUUAGAGGUCUUUAGAUUGCUUAAGAGAAUUUGUUCUCGUAACAAGCUUUAUGUGUCUUGUCGGAACACCUUGGGAUCCGUGCUGGACCUAUUUUUGGGUAUUAAGAUGCAUAAAAAAGAGAUGGAGUAUUGCAUUGAAAGCAAACGAGAAGAAUUUGAAGAUUCAUGGAAAGGGAGAAAGAAGAAGUUGGAAAAGGAGUGUAUACAGUCUCUCAAGGAAUCAACAAAGAAAGAACUGGAACAUGUUCAAGUGGAACUAAAGAGGUUGGAUACCGAGAGACUGAAUAUCAAAUUGAACUGUAAAUGGAGGGAGAAAGAAUGGGCUGAGUUGAGGGAUUCGGUUGAAGAGCUAAAGAUUCAAAGAAAGAAACUAGAGAGGCAAAACCAUAUGCUUCGAUUUAGAAGAGAAGAUAUCCGACAUGAGAAUGAAGAACUUAAGAACUUAGAGAAUCUGAAAGUUGCAUUAGAUGAUAUAUCCACUGAAGUCGUUAAAUGGGAGAUGGCAGUGCGUUUCGAGAUAAGUAAUCUGGAGGAAAGUGGAAUGGAGAAUUAUAGUAUGAUACAUAUAUCAAUGAAAUAUGGGGUGAAGCGAUCAAAGUCUGAACUUGAAAAAUACAGCGAUGCUAUAAGAUACAUGAGGAAUGUGGGCUAUCGUGAAACCAGACUGAAGCUAUCUUGGUGUGUGAGGAUGAUAAGACGAGAUAUGCAAAGAUUUGAAGUGUUUCGUAGAGCUGCAAUGAAGAUACAUGAAACAUAUAUUGGGACAGAAGCUCUGGAGCAAGCUAUAUGGUUUCAAGAGUUACAUCGGCAUACACCCGGGAGUGAACAAAGAAGCAAUAUCGUGAUGAAAGCAUUUGGGAAAAUAAAGUUCAAAGAGAUGAGAAGACUUAUUGGAGUUCAAGAUGUGAGUGAAGAUGAGUUCAAGCUUAAGGGGGAGAAUGUUGGACUAAGCUUGAAGUAG